Molecule: messenger RNA, 357 nt
Organism: Echinostoma caproni
Lineage: Eukaryota; Metazoa; Platyhelminthes; Trematoda; Plagiorchiida; Echinostomatidae
Source: the annotation of a GenBank genome assembly
UAUGCGUACAGUGGCGGAGGACGUGGUAUUUUGUCUGUCCGCGUUUCAAUUGAUGGUGGGAAAACAUGGCACGAAGCGGAACUCCAACCGGUCAGUCCUCCAGCCGGAAUCGAUCCAUCCGAAUUGGACGAAGAAGAUCUAGCUAUGGCGCAUCGCACGUCUGGUCAAUGGGCUUGGACAAUAUGGCGGGCUGACAUCCCCAUACCCGGUGAUGCUGCUGAGCUGGAAAUUGUAUGUUGUGCUCGUGAUUCCGCAAAUUCCACUCAACCCGAGAACUCCAAAGCCAUCAUGAAUGUUCGCGGUUUGUUGAUGAAUGCCUGGCAUCGAGUGCGGGUCCACGUCAAGGAGUCGGAAUAA